This is a messenger RNA of Linum trigynum, 2782 nucleotides long. The record is from the annotation of a GenBank genome assembly. Lineage: Eukaryota; Viridiplantae; Streptophyta; Magnoliopsida; Malpighiales; Linaceae.
CGUCAACUUCCCGUCCGUUUGAGCGUUAGUUAACUUUGACGUGGUAAGUUAUUUGUACACGUAUACUGAAUUUAGUUGAUGUGGCAACUAAUAAAAAUUAGGGAUUUGAAUUAAAUUAAAAGGGGAGAAGGAAAGUUUCCUUUGCUCUCCCUCUUUCGAAACCCCUCCCUUUGUUGGCGAAACCCAGCCCCGUCCCCGUCGACCACCACAGACCUAGAUCCAGCCCAGUCACCGCGAAACCCAGCCUCGUCCCCUCUUGUGACCAGCGCGAACGCCGCCUUCUUCCCUCGUCAUGGCGAGCGUGGUCUAAUCGUGUUAUCCCAGGCCGGAUCUUUGGCGAAGUAGACAACGUAGCUUUGGCGAAGAAGACAACAUCUUUGGCGAAAUACAUCGGGACCAUGUCUGCGAGGGACGGUUCUUCAUCUUCGGCCAACACGUAUCACGAUUCAAGACCCAUAUGCCACCAUUGUCCAUGUAUUUUACAAGUUUCUGGUACCGAUAAGAAUCCGGGAAGAAAGUUCUACUGUUGCCGAUACUGGAAGGAUUCGAAUGCAAAGUGCAAGUUCUUCGUGUGGGUUGAUGAGUACAAGCCCAAAGUUUGGAAGGAAUCAGAAGAUGAGUUGAAGAACAAACUAAUCGAAAUGGAUGAGAGCUGUAGGGUUGCUAGAAUGGAGGCAGAAAGAAGGAAAAAGGCUAAAAAUUUGCUAUUAGAAGAGUUGAUCAGUACUAAGGAGGAUCACGCAAGAAUGGAAACCGAGCUGAGAAACUUGCGCAAUAUGUUUGCUGUUCUUGAUAGCAGGAUUAAGAUGUGAUGCUCUGUUUUGUAGUUGUUAUGGCUUGUGUUGUAAUUUCAUGGUUUCGGUGAGUGAUUGUGUACUGUUUAGUGGUGAAGAAGUGUGACUAUGUAUCAACACUGAGAUCCUGUUUGAAUUUGCAACAAAGUUACGCUUGUUUUAAACUUGCCACUGUCAAUUCUGCAUACCAUCUUUACAUUAACAUAUUUGUCAAGUGUGCAAAAUAUCCUUCAUCUUGUAUGUAUGCUUAACAUUUAGAUUAAGAAGCAGAACGAUGUUGGUCUAACUAUGACGUGAACCUGUACAAAAUGCAAAAGUAGGUAGAAAAGGCCAAUCAAACUACAUUGGCUCCCUUCCCCACAAGCUCAACUUCAUCUUUGCUGCUUCACAUUCACAUCAAGAAGCAGAAAAGUGCAAUCUACAACUAAUACGUCUAAGUUGGCUAUUGUUAUACUUAUAAACGUCUACUACAUCACUCUGAGGCUGAGUUGUUGGUCCCUGCGUCGCGUAAAUCUCAGUUGGUUGGGUACCGACAAGGUCUGCAGAAGUACCAAUGCCACGAUUCUCCACCCUCGGGAACUGAAAUUGGACAACAAAUAUUAUCACUUGCUAUACCAACUAGUUACAGUUUAGAUAGAAUAAUGGAACAACAAGACUAAUCGAAGCCACAUUCACAUAUAUGGACAUACUGGUUCCCUGUGUCAGGAUUUGUAUAUAUACCAAUGCCACCUAAAGCAGUUCUGACUUCCCUGGCAACUAGGUUUUGAUCCCAAACCUCAAUUCUGGCAUGCUAGACAACCAAAACCAAUCUCAUAUUUUUCACAAGAAUAUAUAGUCAUGCAAAGAGAUUGUGCUAAGCUAAAAUGAACUUGCUUGAAUCCCCUGGUUCAGUGGACACUUUCUAGCAUUAUGUCCUGGUUGCUUACAUUUAGAACAAUGGAUCGCCCUCUAUGGAAUGUAGUAUAGUUAGGUAAUGUCGAUCUAAUAUAUAGUUUAAAACAAUGAGUAGGAAAUUAAAAACUUACCUUUGGUCUGUUUGCAUCCACUUGAGAGUUCAUUGGGUUGCCUCUCCCUCCUUGAUUCCUCCCACCUUGCUGCCCCCUGCCUCUCCCUCGUGUUCCCCUACCACGAGUAGCAUUUUCCAAAACUGGUUUAGUCGGGAUAAAGGCUGGGUUUGGACACUUUCUUGCAUUAUGUCCCGUUCCUCGACACUUGGACCAAUGCAUCACCAUUCAUUCUCUCACAAUAGACACACCCAAACCAUUCAUAUGUAUUCGAGGCUCGAGUUCAGCAGCUUCUUUUCUCCUUUUUUUCUUAGGCCUCCCUGGCAUUGCCCUUUGAAUCGGAGGGUAAAUAGGAAAUCCCUCAGCAUUAGGCCAAGUAUGUGGCCCUCCCAUACAUGGCAGUCCAGAUUCAUAAACCUUCUAGCCGUAUAAAAAAGGUAGCACUCAUUCACAAAAUCUUCAACGUUAAGUCUCAUCAAGGCCAAAGCUGAUUGUGCAUGGCAGCAAGGUAUUCCGGAUAGCUGUCAAGCCCCACAAGAACAAGUAAUGCCUUCCAAAUCAACUACAUAAGUUGCUGCCACAAUAUGGACUUCAACCUUGUCAUUCGAGCUAGCACGUGCCUAGCAUUUUCUUGCCUUCACAUCCUCCUCAGCUAAGAUGGAUCUUGCCUGUGGACAAAACAAGGUUCGCAGCUUCUCAUACUGUCGCUGCUUCUUCCUCAUUUUAACCAUCAUAUAACCUCUAAUACCUUCCAUCAUUGCAAUAAUUCUCUGCUCCUGAUGAUUUAAAAUGACAUUGUUCCAACUCUCACAUAUGUUACUUUCAACAGAGUCUGAUUUUGGGACUCUGGAGAUAAAAGCACGGUAGAAGGUUGUUGGGUCUUGGUCCAUGAAGUCCUUAUAUGGCUUUUCAGAUGUACCUGCCUCCUUUUCAUAGCUUUCCAUUUCAUAGGUGACUGCUUUAAAAUCAACCUCAUUACAUGCA